Messenger RNA from Prunus avium (sweet cherry), 1132 nucleotides. The record is from RefSeq and is a predicted model, not a curated record. Lineage: Eukaryota; Viridiplantae; Streptophyta; Magnoliopsida; Rosales; Rosaceae.
CUCAUGGAAACCGGGUACGGACUGCUGCGCGUGGGCGGGCAUAAACUGCUUAAACAACAACCGGGUCACAAGCCUCCGUCUCGGGGGUCAACCCGACCAACCCAACACCUUCUUAUCGGGUAAAAUCUCACCCUCCCUCUCAAAACUCAAGUUCUUAGACGGCAUAUAUCUCCAAAACCUCAACCUCUCGGGUCCAUUCCCGGAUCUCCUAUUCGGGCUGCCCAACCUCCUAUUCGUCUACAUCGAACACACCAGGCUCUCGGGUCGGAUACCCGAUAAGAUCGGCAACUUGACCCAGCUCUUUUCACUCAGUUUUUAUUACAACCUGUUCACCGGUCCAAUCCCGAGCUCAAUCUCCAAGUUGACUCGGUUGUCGCAGCUCAACCUGGGCGGCAACCUCUUAACCGGGUCGAUACCGUACGGCAUUAAAAACCUCAAUAGCCUCAACCUGUUCAAUCUCGAGCGAAACGGUUUGUCGGGUCUCAUACCCGAUUUCUUCAGCUCAUUUUCGGAGCUCCGAAUUCUCAGGCUUUCCCGCAACAAAUUUUCCGGGAAAAUCCCAGCUUCAAUUUCAGCUUUGGCGCCAAAACUGGCUUACCUUGAGCUCGGUCACAAUGCCCUGACGGGUCAAAUCCCAGAUUUCCUUGGAAAUUUCAAGGCCCUUGACACCCUUGAUCUCUCAUACAAUGGCUUCUCGGGAAUUGUGCCCCAGAGAUUUGUGAAUUUGACCAAGAUUUUCAACCUUGAUCUUUCUCAUAAUUAUCUCACCGACCCAUUUCCACAAUUGUACGUGAAGGGCAUCGAGUCCCUCGAUUUGUCUUACAACAGCUUCCAUUUGAACCAAAUUCCCAAAUGGGUUACUUCAUCGCCAAUCAUUUACUCUCUGAAGCUUGCAAAGUGUGGGAUUAAGUUGAAAUUGGAGGACUGGAAGCCUGCAGAGACGUAUUUCUAUGAUUUCAUAGAUUUAUCCGAGAACGAAAUUACGGGCAGUCCGAUUGGGUUGCUUAACAAGACUGAUUUCUUGGUGGGUUUUUCGGCUUCUGGAAAUAAGUUGAAGUUCAAUCUGGAGAGCUUGAGGAUUGUGAAGACGUUGAAGCAAUUGGACUUGUCCAGGAAUUUGGUUUUUGGGAAA